GAAAUUCUCGGGAGAUAAAGGAUAAAGAUUUUCAUAACGAAACUUCUAUAGAGUAAAAGGCUGGAACUGGAAUAUGAUUGAGUUGCAGAGAGGAUUUCACCUGUUACUGCUGCAAUACAAGGCGUUGUUCGUGAAGAACAUACUGCUGUCGUGGCGGAACAAGCGCGCAACAUUCAUUCAGCUCUUCUCGUCCUUCUUCUUCAUGUUCCUCAUCUUCUGCAUCCAGAAGGCCGUCCAGUCGCGCUUCUCAUCUUCUACCUCUUUCCAGAACGUCUUCGAUCCCGAGCCGCUCGUAACGCCGCCUAUUCCACCGUGUGAGGACAAAAACUUAGUCAAGUUCCCCUGCUUUGACUUUGUAUGGAGCGGCAAUGGGAGCAGGAGAAUUGGCCAAAUUGUCAGAAGAAUCAUGGACAACAAUCCAGGCCGCCCCAUUCCUUCCAACAAGGUUCAAUCAUUUAGAACUCGGGAUGAAGUGGAUGUAUGGCUUUCCAAUAAUGCUAUGCAUUGCCCUGGAGCUCUUCAUUUAAGUGAAAGAAGUUCCAGUGUAAUUAGUUAUGGUCUACAGACAAAUUCCACUCCAGUGGCCAAACGAGGAAUUUUUGAAGAUCCUACAUUUAAGUUCCAAAUCCCACUUCAACUUGCAGCAGAGCGUGAAAUUGCACGUUCUCUUAUUGGAGGGAAUUUGCACAUCCUGCGGUUGAAACUUUCUCUGCUGUUGGUGCAGCUGGACCAACAUUUUUCCUGGCAAUUGCCAUGUUUUCUUUUGUCUUCCAAAUCAGUGCUUUAGUCACAGAGAAGGAAUUAAAACUCCGACAGGCUAUGGCCAUGAUGGGUCUUUAUGACACCUCAUAUUGGUUAUCAUGGCUCACAUGGGAGGGAAUUAUGACUCUUCUAUCAACACUUCUAACACUGUUAUUCGGGAUGAUGUUUCAGUUUGAUUUUUUCUUGAACAACAGUUUUCCAGUUCUAUUCACGCUGUUUUUUCUUUUCCAGUCCAAUAUGAUCGGUCUAGCAUUCUUGUUGUCUGCUUUCAUUACUAAAUCAUCUUCAUCAACAACUGUGGGGUUUUCAACUUUCAUUGUUGGUUCUUUGACUCAGGAUCAUUUGGUCUAUUUUCCCACCAAAUCUUCUCGCUCAAGGUCUUAAGCUGGUUGCUGAUGCAACUGCAACUCCUGAAGAUCCUGGUGUUAGCUGGAAAGGAAGAGCGAAGUGUGCUCCAAAUGAUAAUGAAUGUCUAAUAACCAUGAAUGACAUCUAUAUAUGGCUUGUCUCAACAUUCUUUCUGUGGUUGGUGCUGGCUAUAUACAUGGACAAUAUAAUUCCAAAUUCAUCUGGUGUUAGAAAGUCAAUGCUCUACUUCUUGAAUCCUGGAUACUGGACAGGAAAAGGUGGAGACAAUGUCUCAGAGGGGGGUGUCUGUAGCUGUACUGGUGCAAUUCCUGCUUCAGAAAGUAGUGUUCCAGAUGAUGAGGAUGUACUUGAAGAAGAAAACUUAGUUAAACAGCAAGCAAGACAAGGCCAAGUUGAUUCUCCUGUUGCAGUUCUAAUAUGUGGUCUUGUGAAGAUAUAUCCAGGUUCAAAGAAGAUUAGCUGCUGUAAUUGCAAAAUGAACCCGCCUUAUCAUGCUCUUAAGGGCCUAUGGGUAAACUUUGCCAAAGAUCAGCUAUUUUGUCUUCUAGGGCCCAAUGGGGCUGGAAAAACUACUGCUAUAAAUUGUUUGACUGGCAUAACACCAGUUACUGAUGGAGAUGCAUUAAUAUAUGGAUGCUCAAUCCGCAGCUCAACUGGCAUGUCAAGUAUUCGACAGAUGACAGGUGUUUGUCCACAGUUUGAUAUUCUUUGGGAUGAAUUGUCGGGUCAAGAACAUCUCCAGCUCUUUGCCUCCAUCAAAGGUUUACCCCCUUCCUCUAUAAAAUCGGUUGUACAGACUGCAUUAACUGAGGUUAAACUGACUGAAGCUGCCAGCAUGAGAGCUAGCAGUUACAGUGGAGGAAUGAGGCGACGGCUCAGUCUUGCGAUAGCUCUUAUUGGCGAACCAAAAUUGGUUAUUUUAGAUGAACCAACAACCGGCAUGGAUCCAAUUACAAGACGACACGUCUGGGACAUAAUAGAGGAUGCAAAAAAAGGGCGUGCCAUCAUCUUAACCACCCAUUCUAUGGAAGAAGCUGACAUUUUAAGUGAUCGCAUAGGCAUCAUGGCAAAGGGGAGGCUUCGUUGCAUUGGGACUUCAAUAAGGUUGAAAUCAAAGUUUGGAACUGGUUUUGUUGCUACAAUCAGUUUUUCUGGAGGGACAGCUCCUGAAGAAUCUGAUACUUUUUCUACAGAUAAACAUCAAGCAGUGAAACAGUUUUUCAAAACGCAUUUGGAUGUGGUGCCUAAAGAGGAAAGCAAGUCUCUCCUGACCUUUGUUAUUCCGCAUGACAGGGAGAGCCUUUUGACUGUACAGCUUUAACUGUUUGAUGUUGCAUUUUUCCUGCUAUUAUCUCGUUGCAUUUUUGUUUGAUUUUAUACUAGAAAAUGUUGACAAUCCCUUUUCCUUCCCCUAUACCUUCUUUUCAGGACUUCUUUACUGAACUCAAAGAUCAAGGAUCAGAUUUUGGAAUAUCAGAUGUCCAACUAGGGCUCACAACCCUCGAAGAGGUUUUCUUAAACAUUGCUAAACAGGCCGAAAUGGAAAGUGCUGCAGCAGAGGGAAGUUUUGCUACUCUUACAUUGAACUCGGGGUUGUCUCUUCAGAUACCAGUGGGAGCAAGAUAUAUUGGGAUUCCUGGGACAGAAUCUGCCGAUAAUCCCAGAGGCAUUAUGGUAGAAGUGAACUGGGAACAAGAUGAUUCUGGUAGGCUAUGCAUCUCUGGCCACUCAGAGGAGAGGCCAAUACCUCCUCAUGUUGAACUGACAGCUUCUCCAACAACCACUUCUAGUAGGGCCUUGAGACGAGGGAGACAAAUUCGGGGUAUAGUACUUGAUCCUGCACAAAUUAACUGCACAAAUGUGUGUUGAUUGGUUGACUUUAUCAUGCUAAUAAUGUAAUGGAUACUAGGGCAACGGUUUGAAUAAAAAAGAUUGUAAGAGCCUUAUUGCGUCCUCUCCCAGGCCUUAUUUCAGCAAUGUGAUAGUGCAAUAGUUACCCACAAUGCCCGCCUCUUGAGUAUACAUUUUGAAUGAAUUGAUUUAUUAAUAUA
Messenger RNA from Cuscuta epithymum, 3182 nucleotides. NCBI's taxonomy places the organism in Eukaryota, Viridiplantae, Streptophyta, Magnoliopsida, Solanales, Convolvulaceae. The record is from the annotation of a GenBank genome assembly.